Molecule: messenger RNA, 5150 nt
Organism: Notolabrus celidotus (New Zealand spotty)
Lineage: Eukaryota; Metazoa; Chordata; Actinopteri; Labriformes; Labridae
Product: forkhead box protein O1-A-like
Exons: 4
Coding region: 228-2192 (654 amino acids)
Biological process (GO): regulation of transcription by RNA polymerase II
Cellular component (GO): nucleus
Molecular function (GO): RNA polymerase II cis-regulatory region sequence-specific DNA binding; DNA-binding transcription factor activity, RNA polymerase II-specific
Source: RefSeq, a predicted model, not a curated record
ACAGAGCGGGUAGACAUGAGAGUUGUUAGGAGUCGUUGCAGGAUGGAGUGAACUUUAUUGAGACCUUGAGAAAAAGUUGUCUCACUUUUGAUUUCCAGAAGCCCUCAGUAGAGCAGCUCUCUGGACUCGUGGAAGAAACUUUUUUUUUUACUUGUGUAAUUUUUUUUGAAUUAUUUGUUUUUAUGUGGGUGACUGUGUGACAGCGAAAAAACAGGUUGGAGUCUGAUAUGGAUGAGGUACCACCACCACAAACACAGCCGGUCGAAAUAGACCCGGAUUUCGAACCUCUGUCCCGCCCGCGGUCAUGCACCUGGCCGCUGCCCCGACCGGAGCUUACUGACCCGGCCAGCUCCAACACAUCCUCACCGGCGCCCUCCGUGCAGCAGGAGCCGGGAGGAAACACCGAGUUCAUCGGUAACCUCGGCUUGUUGGAGGAAGACUAUGAAGAGUACACGGAGCAGAAACCUCCUUUACCCUGCAAUGAAUUCCUAUGUCGAGAGGGGAACUGUUUGCAUCUUCAUCAUCACCACCACCACCAGCGUAAUCACCAUCUGCAGCAGCUCCCAGGUCCACAGCCGCCGCCUCUGCAACAGGUGCCCCCUCCUGGUGUCGCACCUUUGGGCGGCUCCGGCCCGAGGAAGACGAGCUCGUCCCGUCGUAACGCCUGGGGCAACAUGUCGUAUGCUGACCUGAUUACUAAGGCGAUAGACAGCUCACCUGAGAAGAGACUGACGUUGUCUCAGAUUUACGACUGGAUGGUGAAGAGUGUGCCUUACUUCAAGGAUAAAGGAGACAGCAACAGCUCCGCGGGCUGGAAGAACUCCAUCAGACACAACCUGUCCCUGCACAGCCGCUUCAUGCGCAUUCAGAACGAAGGAACUGGAAAAAGCUCCUGGUGGAUGCUGAACCCAGAGGGGGGAAAGAACGGAAAGUCGCCGCGGCGCAGAGCUGCCUCCAUGGACAACAACAGUAAGUUGGUGAAGAGCAAAGGAAGGGCCACAAAGAAAAAGAUGGCCCUACAGGAGGGCAUUGAGGGAGGAGCAAGCAGUCCUGGGUCCCAGUACUCUAACUGGAUGGGAAGCCCAAAUUCUCAAAGCAAUGAGGACUUUGAGCCCUGGAGCUCCUUUAGGACACGCACCAGCUCUGACGCCAGCACCCUGAGUGGUCGCCAUUCACCUUUCCCCCCUGAGCAGGAUGACCUGGUGGAGUCUGAUGGCCACAUGAUGUAUCCUGGGGCAGUGGGAACCAAAAUAGCCUCCCCCCUGCCAAGCCUGUCUGAGAUGGCUGGACCAGUGGGCCAACAUGGCCAAGAGGUGGUUAUGGAGAAUCUGAUGGAUAACUUAAACCUGCUGUUUCCUAAACCCUCUCAGCUGGGGCCUGACUCCUCACAUUCCCCUAAUGCUGCCAUGCUGCAGAGUAGCCACUACAGCUCCACUGGUUUGACCCCACACCAACAGCAGGACUACCGCAAAUGCAUGUACAGCCAGGUGAGGAUGAACUCCCAUUCCCCUGCUCCCAUGCAGACAUUUACAGAGACCAAGCCAGGCUUUGGAGCUUACGAGAACCAGUAUAUCUGCCCUGCUGGCCUCUUGAAAGAGCUGCUGACUUCAGAUCCAGACGCCAGUAGGGACAUGUUGCCCUCAAGGGAUACACCGGUGGCUCAGGCUGGGAGGGGACGUGGUCUAAUACCCACUUACAGCAGCCAGGGCCAUAAUGUGGGACAUAAGGGGGUUAAAAUGAUGAAUUCUCCACAGAGUCACCCAGUUCCUCAUGUGAAUCCACAAGUUAUACUUAGCCAAGGUCCUUCAACCUCACGAGACUUGAAUAGCUGCAACAUGAUCCCUCUGACCAGUCGGACUAAUCUUUCAGGGGCCUCUCCUCAGAUGACCAGCCUGAGGACAUAUAUGCAACCACCCCAUAGACACCCAGCACACACCCACCAUGUUUCAUCAAGCUCAAGCAGCAACAAUAUCUUCAGGGGACUUAACUCAGUACACCACAGUCAUCAAGAGCGGCUGCCCAGUGACCUAGACAACAUGUCCAUUGAGAGGUUUGAGUGUGACAUGGAGACCGUCUUACAUGACACCCUCAUGGAUGGCGGGGCACUUGACUUUAACUUUGACCCCGCGGCUGGGCCUCACGGGUUUCCCCAGAGGGUGAAGACCACCACACAUAGCUGGGUGUCAGGGUAGGACGCAUGCUGAUCAACAAACAGGAUUUUCUCAACCCAAAGAAGCCACCACGGUCCUUCUCCACAGAGUGACUGAAAAUGUUAUUUUCAAAAAGUACAUGUAGUAAAUACAUGUGGUUUCAGAUCCAUGUGCAUGGUUAGACGAAAGAAAAUUUCAUGCAAAUACAGAUACUGGAAUCAGACACAACAGACCAAACUGUCACCCCUUACUCAGUGAAAAUGCUUCAGUCAUUUUAAGACAGCUCUACAGAGAGGUCAGUGAGAGAUACACCAGCACUAGCAAACUAGCCUUGUUUAAAACUGCCUGUCAAAAACUGUGUAGAUGUAUAUAUUUGUUUAUUUUUUCUGGUGGCUCAGGACCUCUCAAACAUUGCAGUACAUUAUAGAUAAAUACAUCUACAUAAGAAUGCCAGAAAAGGGGAGCUUAACGUAUUGUACCAAAUGUUGGAUUUGGAGCAUGUCCUACAUUCAGCAAAGACUCCUCAACCAAUUAUUGUUUGGGAUUGAAGUUAGCAGCAGUCAUUAUUCCUAGUUGAGGACACAAGUGAGACUUUAAGAGGCACACUGAAUGCUGAUUUAUACUUCUGCGUCUCCCCUACGCAGCAGGGGCUGACGCGGACAUGAGCACCGCAUACUUGUGCGUCAAUGUGUCCAUGUCACGCAACAAUUCUCCGCCGAAGGACUUGAGGGCAGUGCGGUCUCUCAGAUUCAGAGCGUGUUAUGUUAAUCUACAGCUGAUACAUGUUGCUGUUUAUCAUACAGACAUGAUAGGAAGAGAUGAAAUACACGGCCGAUGUGCGGCCGAUGUCUGGGAUCCUGGAAGUGCUGUCAAUGCAGGAAACACAAUGCUGCUGAGCGGACCAAUCACAGGGCUUGCGGUCCUUCUAUAGGUAGUUACAUUUUGGAGGAGGUGCACGUCAGCUACGUGCGUAGGCCUCUGCUUAGGUACGGGAGCUACGCGAACCUCCGCCAUAGGCUACGCUGUCAAUUCAAUGCAGAAGUGUAAAUCAGCCUUUAACCCUCAAACUGUUCUGUGCAUGAUUUAACAAGAUUUUAAAUUCCGUCUUCACUUUAAACCAUUCGGUCAGUUUUGGGGUGAUAAGUGAACUAUAAGGUGUAGUUAGUGACACAAAUGUAAGAUUUGAAAUGAGGGACAGGUUUGAGAAAACAACAAAUGUUUACAUUUGUUUUAACUGAGCAAAGACUGGAGAGUUACAUACUAAAUAAAGGAGUGUGUCAUCUGCAUAGGGACAUAUUUGACUUUAAUCAAGUAGUAAAUUAGAAAAAUACUAAAUGAAUAAAAGGAAAAUGGGCAAUGUCAUUAGGAUAUCAGUACCAUAAUAGACCUCUGGACAACAACACAUAGCAGGUUUUGAAAUGUACACCAAAGUAUCCCUAAAAACAGUUCAAUUAAACUCUUCAGUGGAAUUCUAUCAGUUUCUCCCAAACAUGCAAUGAUGAACUUUAUCUCCAGCUGAAAUGAUUAAAUCGCUUAUUUGCAGUUGGAGUGUAUUUUUUUUUAUUAUAGUAGUAGGUAGCUGUUAGAUUUGUGCCUUUAUACUUUGUUUGCUUUUUAAAAUGUGUGCCUAUGCUGUGCACUAUCCGUGUACUGUACUGUAAAUAAUUACAAACACAUUUGAGAUAUGCUUUCUAAAAAACUGUUCACCAAGAGUCUUGACAUAUCCCAUUUUCAAUGUAUACGUAUUGUGUCAGGUGUCUGUUUCAUGCAACAUGAGGUUUUUGUUCAUUAAUAGCUUAUUGAUACAAAGGAGCACAUAUCCAAAGUAAAGCUCCUUAAGAUCCUUCAGAUGGAAAAAUACCAAACUUUUUCAAUGAUUAUUCAAACCACUGUUACAUUUUUUAAACUUAAAACUUCACUCUGAAAAAAAGGUUUACAAAAAGGCAUUAAAUUAACAGAUAGAAAACACAGUAAUGAAGUGGGGAUUAAAGGGAAACUUUAGAGUUUUUCACUGGACUCAACUUGUGUGAAGCAAUGGGAGGAGCAGUUUGUAGAAAGACUGAUAAACAGUGACCUGACUAGUUCACUGAUUAAACUGACUAAAGCUCACACAGCACAUUAUUUGAAAGGUAUUUAACUCCUGGCAAUCACUGUGCCUGCAUCAUCUCAAAGACUUAUUACAUUGUACAUUUUAUAUUCUUUAAUUAAUGCAUUUUAUAUAUGAAUGCUUUUCGGGGCUCAUUAGUUUUAAACUGUAAGAUAGUUCUAGAAAUGGUUGUUUAUGGAUCUCUGUCCAAACUAUAUCCAUAAACACAGUAAACGAACACUCAUACCUCAGAAUACUUUACCUCUUAAGUUUUGAAGGGUUAAUUUCUGCAUUUUGCUCUGUGAAUUAUUAUAGCAUUUCUCUUCAGUAAGGCGAAUUAAGUUGUACAUAUUUUUGUUUCCUUUUGGAGCAAGUAUUUGAAAUAUUCUGUUUGGACCUGUUCAGUGUUGUCUAUGGUAUUCUAAUGUUUUGUGUGAAAGGAUUACAGCCAUUAGUUCCUUCAGUUCACAUUUUGUUAAUAUGUUAAAUUAAAGCUGAAUUGUAUGAUAUUAUGAAAUUUGAAAGAUUUUUUGUUUUUAUUUGAAUUCAUCUUUUCAAAUAAAAGUCAUAGAAAGGACUUCAGACAACAGAUUUCAGUUACAUUAUGAGACUUGGAAUUGUUAAAGCUUAUUUAUAACAGGGGCAUUUUAAUGAUAAAAUAGCUUCCUGGACAAAUAAGAUUUCUAAAAGCUUUAAAAAAUGCUUUUGUUUGUUACAUUUCAUUAUAAAAAGAGAAUAAAUUAUACUUUUUAUGUUUGUUUUUUAUUGACAGUACACAGAUGUUUUUCAGGAAAAGAUACAAUUCAGUCUUAUUUUGUUAUUGUAAUUUAAAUGCAGGUAUUUUUUGAAAGAAUGCAGUUUUAUAUGUAACAAAUUCAAUGCAUACAUCACUAUGUAAACUAAGCAAUUAAAGG